GGUCGUUCGUGUCAUGUGAAAUGUAAACAAACUAACGUUAACGUUACUAUCGAUAAAUAAAUAAACGUUAAUAGGCUCAAUAUUAAUAUGAGUAGAAAAAGCCAUGUUACUACUAUAUUAUUGUUGUUAGCUAACCAUCUGCACCUGGGUAUAUUGCAAGCUGUAGGUUAACUACUAGCUAUAUUAUGGCUAGUUUGUGUCAUGUAAACAAACUAAUGUUACGAUCUAGCUACAUAUAAUACCCUCAAUAUUACUAUGAAUAGAAAAUCAUAUGUAACUAACUUACUAUGACAUAGCCUACUCUUUGCUAAUCAUCUAGCUAGAUUGCUACCCAUUUAAACGUCUGAUCAUACACCCAACAUUAGCUACAUUACUGUAACUUAAAUUGAUUUGAUAAUGCAGCUUUCAUGCUGUCAUAUUAGGUGUGUGUUUGUGCUGUAGUGUCACAGUGUAUUGUCCAAAGAAUGCUCAUUGUAUAUUGUUGUCCAUAUUCAUGUUGCCUUUAGAUGAGCAAUAAGCCUAAAAGCCACAAGUCCAUGGGGGAAGGAGAGUGGAUGGCAAGACUGAGGGCAUAUGCCAGCUCAGGGGUUUGGCCUUCUGGAGGCAACAGACCAGCCCCUAAGCGGCGGAAGUGGCAUGACCUCUAUCAGAAGAUUGAGAAAUGCCCCAUGCAGGCCUGUGGACAGACCACUCUUUUUGGAGGGUCAGUGGCCUGUAAUUGUGGAUUUCACGGUGCUAAGCCCACCACUCAGCCUCCUGCCGCAGCCUCGCAGUCUGCAGCUCUGGUCUCGACCCCUGGUGCAACGGCUGCUGUACCACCAUCUUUCUGGCGCCCCCCUCCAAGUUUGUCAAUGUUCACUAAAUCACGCUUUGGUGGGUCACAGUCUGCCACAGUGAAACCUAAUUUAGUGGCUAGGAGGAGCCCCAGCCCCUCUUCCUCCCCUGUGAGGACUCCCAGCUCGUCUCCAUCCUUUGUGAGGACUCCCAGCCCCUUUCCAUCCUCUGUGAGGACCCCAAGCCAUGCCCCGUCUUCUGGGAGGACCCCCAGCCCCUCUCCAUCCUCUGUGAGGACUCCGAGCCAUGCUGUGAACACCAGCAUGGCAGAAGCCUGUGAUGAACCUGGAGGAGUUCAGCUGGCCAGUGCUGGGGCUGCAGCUUCUUUCUGGUUGCCAGCAGAGAUGCGGAAAAACAUCCCCAUCCAAGACCAGAGGUGGAUUUCUAACGCCAUUUUCCACUCUGGCAAACUGCGACAAGAUUUGAAGCUGUGGUACGAACCCCCUGUCCCAGCUCUCGUAUACCACCAGACACCAACACCAGAUCGCUUUUUUACCCAUCGGCUGAUGGUGUGGAUGCCCUACCACCUGUGGAAGGUGAGGGUAAACUGCCCUGAGUGUGGGAAGCAGCUGACGGGCUACGGUGUCCACAAGAGAGCUCGGAAGGUCCUGGACAUUGACAGGUAUUACCUGAUGGUGACAGAGACACUCAGGUGCACUGUGUGUUCUCUGAACUACCUGUCUACCUCUCAGACUGUCCGCAACCAGCUUGACCUGCCGCACCAGAAAAUGUUCCGGCUGAUCCUGACCCACAAGUGAGUAAAACAGUUUUGAAAAAAUGUGUUGCCAGUAGUGUGUGUAAUACAGCAAUCAGCAGAUUACCACUGUCACAUUCAACUGUCGCAUCGCAUCGCCGGCUGUGUGUGAUAGCUUUUACACGACUGUAAUGACC
Messenger RNA from Sander lucioperca (pikeperch), 1725 nucleotides. Its product is annotated as vegetative cell wall protein gp1-like. The coding region runs from base 507 to 1592 and encodes 361 amino acids. The record is from RefSeq and is a predicted model, not a curated record. Lineage: Eukaryota; Metazoa; Chordata; Actinopteri; Perciformes; Percidae. The transcript is spliced from 5 exons.